AAAUACAGGUUUCAUGUGUGUCCUGGUCUUCACUAAUAGUUUUAAGAAUUCACUGAGUAUACAUGGUGUAAUUUUUAACAGAAAUUUUUAACAGUUUUGUUAUAACCUCCUGGUAUGCAAUAGAUCUAAAUGUGAAUAGAGUGUUAAUCAGUGUUAGUUAUUAUAAUCAUUUUGUGUGUUCACUGGCCAGCCUUCAUUAAAUCAUUUGACAUAAAAUUGGUUUGCACUGAGAUAAUGCCUGAUAACUGUUAUUUUAAUCUUUGUUCCAGGAAAAAAAAAAAAAGUCAUACCUUCAGUAUGGCACCCAUUUUAGAUUGGAAGAAGCUCAUGAAAGUUGAUCCAGAUACUCUGCCUCAUGAAGAGGAACUAGCAGAUAGAUUGCUGGAUAUCACGUUCAAGGUUGACGGGAAAGACUUAAAAACUGAAACUCCAGAAAAAGUGAUACACCUUUUUAAAAUUACUCAAUCGCUACUGAAGAUGAAAACUCAAGAGGUAGAACUGGCACUAGAAGAAGUUGAAAAAGCUGGGGAAGAGCAAGCCAAAUGUGAGAAUAAUUUUAAAACCAAGCUGAUGAAACUUCAAAAAGAACUAGAGAUGGCACAAAAAUCUGCUGGUGGUCGUGAUACUCGUUUUUUGCGUGAUGAGAUCCGCCAACUGGAAAAACAAUUGGAACAGAAAGAGAGGCAGUUAACAGAUACAGAAAAAGAGUUGGAAAAAGAGAAGAAAGUGAAUGAACAGCUUGCUCUUCGAAUUGAAGAUGCUGAAAAUGAAAACAUCAGAUUCAAAAGAGAGAAAAAGCGCAUAAAGAAAAAGAAUGAACAAUUGCGUCAGGAUGUGGUUGACUAUCAGAGGCAAAUAGAUUCUCAAAAAGAAGCAAUUCCAUUACGAAGAGGAGAGGUUUCUGAUUACACAUCACAGCUGUCCAAAAGAAGCUCUGAGCUUGUCCAAUAUUUGGAUGAAAUUCAGAAUUUGACUGAAGCUAAUGAGAAGUUAGAGAUUCAAAACCAAGAAAUGAGGAAAAACCUUGAGGAAUCAGUGCAAGAAAUGGAGAAGAUGACUGAUGAAUAUAGCAAAAUGAAACUAAUUGUUCAACAGUCUGAUAUUAUUAUGGAUGAGUUAAGAAAAGAGAAAGAUCGGUACAAAUUCCAAGUUCAGGAUCUUUCAGACCAGCUGAAAGCAAAGAAUGAGGAAGAUGAUCCGCUCAUGGCAGCUGUAAAUGAAAAAGUUGAAGAAUGGAAGAAAAUCUUAGCUUCAAAAGAUGAUGAAAUCCUAGAGUAUCAGCAAAUGCUAUUUAACUUGGAAGAGAAAAUGAAAAUGGUCCAACUUGAUGUAGACAGAAACAGUAUACUGUCCCUUCAGCAGGGUGUGCAAGAGCGAGAUGCUCAGAUAAGAUUGCUCACUGAGCAAGUUGAACAAUAUACCAAAGAAAUGGAGAAAAAUGCAUUCAUUAUUGAGAAAUUAAAAUAUGAUCUCCAAAAAGAUAAAGGUCACUCAUCUCUUCCUCAGCAGAACCAAACUGGCGAUAUGCAAGAAAAGUUAAAAGUGCUAGAAGAGAGAACUAUGGAGGCGGAGAAAUCAGCAGAACUGGCAGAAGCACAUGCUAGAGAAAAAGACAAAGAGCUUGUUGAGACAUUGAAAAGAAUGAGAGACUAUGAACUGGGAAUAUAUGGUUUGGAAGAAGCUGUUGCUGAAAUCAAAGAUUUAAGAAAGCAAGUCAAAAUACGAGAACAUGAGAUUGAGUCAUUAAUUAAGGAAGUCAAUAAACUUGAACUUAAAAUAAAUGACUUUCUUGAUGAAAAUGAAGAACUCAGAGAGCGCUUAGGUCUUGAGCCAAAGGCAAUGAUUGAUUUAAAUGAAUUCAGAAACAGCAAAGCACUGAAGCAGCAGCAAUUUAGAGCUGAAAACCAGAUUCUUUUGCAAGAGAUUGAAAGACUAGAAGAGGAAAGAAUUGAACUGAAAAAACACAUUCGUAAGUUGGCUCAGGAGAAAGGAAGAAGAGUUGCAACAACAGGAUUGGAUGCUGAUAAUAUGCAGAUGACUGAUAGCUUUACUGAAGAGAAGGGAAAGAAUAUGAGGAAGCUGGAUUUCUUGAGCAGACAUGACAUAGCUGAAAUGGAAGCAAAGAAUGAAUAUCUUGCAACUGAAUUACGUGAGAGAGAGAGGGAUUUGGAGAAGAACAGGACUGUAAUGGCCAAGUUUCAAUCUAAAUUGAAAGAGUUAUCAGAAGAGAAUAAACAUCUUGAACAAGGAAUGAAAGAAAUAUUGCAAGCCAUCAAGGAAAUGCAGAAGGAUUCUAGUAUGAAGGGAGGAGAAACAGCCUUAAUAAUCCCUAGUCUGGAUCGCUUAGUUCAUGCAAUGGAGUCUAAGAAUUCAGAUGGUAUAUUUGAUGCUAGUGUGCACUUAAAAGCCCAGGUUGACCAGCUUACAGGACGAAAUGAGGAAUUGAGACAGGAGCUAAAAGAGACUCACAAGGAGGCAACAAGUUUGUCUAAUCAGCUGGCAAGUGCCAAUGAGAAGAUUGAACAAAUGAAAAAUGAAAUUUGCUUACUACAUCAGUCAGAAGGUGCCAAUAUUGUCUUCCAAACAGUGAAUCUCCCAGAAGGAAUGGCUCCUUCAAGUGUUAAUACAAUUAAUUCUCUGAAUGAAUAUUUAAUACAUCUUACACAGGAACUGGAAAACAAAGAAAAGUUACUUAAACAGUUAGAAGAUGCAGUAGAGGACUACAAGCGAAAAUUUGCAGUAAUUCGUCAUCAACAAGGCUUGCUGUAUAAAGAAUAUCAAAGUCAAAAGGAAAGCUGGCAAAAAGAAUCUGAAAAUACUAAAGAGGAAAUAAAAAAACUAGAAGAGCAAAAAGAACAAGAUGCUAUGAAAAUAAAGGCAUAUUCUAAUUUACUCGAUGCACUUCAGAUGGAUCCCGAUGAAACAAAGAAACUACUUGCAGAAAAUAAUAGAAAAAUAACUGUUUUACGAGUUAAUGAAAAAUCACUAACAAGGCAGUGCACCACUUUACUUGAAAUGGAACAGCACCUCAGAAAAGAAAAUGAGAAACUAAAGGGUGAAAUAGCACAUAUGGAGACUGCAGUUACAGGGAAGAUUGGAAACUUGCAACGAUUCAAGGAAAUGGCUUGCUUUAAGAUUGCAGCUCUGCAAAAAGUGCUGGAUGGUAGUGUGCCAUUGUCUGAGCUAGAGGUAGCCAAUAAGCAGUACAAUGCAUUAACUGCUAAAUACAGAGAGAUGUUACAAAAAGAUAAUUUACUUGUGCAACGGACAACAAACAUGGAACACAUGGAGCGUGAGAAUGAAUCCUUGAAAGCACAGAUAAAUUCAUUGAAUAAGGAACUGGAGAUCACGAAAGAAAAACUUCACACGGUAGAACAAGCUUGGGAGCAGAUGACUGAACUGGGGGGUGACAAUGCCAUGGACAAAGCCACAAAAGCAAUAACCAACAGUGAAAUUUUGUCCAUUUCUAAGAAAAUCACAAUGUUGGAAAUGAAGGAACUAAACGAAAGACAGAGAGCAGAACAUUCACAACGAAUGUAUGAACAUUUAAGGUGCACUGUAAAGCAAAUAGAAGAACGUAAUUUUGAACUGGAAACAAAAUUUGCUGAGCUCACCAAAAUCAAUCUUGAGGCACAGAAAGUGGAACAGGAAUUAAGAGAUGAACUGUCAAAGAGUGUAAGUAAGGCAGUAAGUGAUGCAGAUAGACGACAAAUUAUGGACCUAGAGAAGCGUGAGAUGGAGCUCAAGAUUGAAGUAUCAAAGUUAAGAGAACUCUCUGAUGUAGCACAAACACAAGUUGAAGCUCUGGAGGCACGCCAGCAAUACAGAGAUAAAGAAGUGGAAUAUCUUAGAAUGCAAAUUUUAGAUUAUCAGGCACAGUCAGAUGACAAAGCAAUUAUUGCAAAACUGCAUCAAGAUAUCAUAGCCAUUCAAGGUAGUGAAUCUGUUGCUGUAAGCAAAUUGGAGAAGUUUAAAUUGAAACUACAGAAGAUGGAGAUCCAUAAUCUACGUUUAGAGCAGAAGCUUGAUGAGAGAGAUCAAGCCUUAUAUUUUGCCCGACUUGAAGGAAGAAACAGAGCCAAACAUCUGCAACAGACGGUUCAGUCUUUGCGGCGACAAUUUAGUGGUGCUCUGCCUCUAGCACAGCAAGAGAAGUUCUCUAAAACAAUGAUUCAGCUACAGAAUGACAAACUGAAGAUCUUGGAAGAAGUUCAGCAUGCCCAGCAGGAGCGCCGAAAUGCGGAAAACAGAGCAUCAGAGCUGGAGUUGAAACUGAAAAGUUUAGAAGAAUUAGUAGGUGCGUUGAAGGAUACAAGAGGAGCUCAAAAGGUAAUUGAAUGGCACAUGAAAAUGGAGGAACUCCAUCUGCAGGAACUUAAACUCAGUCGAGAAUUAGUCAAGCAAAAAGAAGAGGUGAAGUAUUUGCAUAAUAUAAUUUCUGAAUAUGAAUGUACAAUCAGUAACCUGGAAGAAGAAAUUGUACAGCAAAACAAGACUCAUGAAGAAAGGCAAAUGGCUUGGGACCAGAGAGAAGUAGAACUUCAGCGCCAGUUAGACCAGUAUGAUCAUCAACAAACUGAAGUACUUAGUACAACUUUAGAGUUAGAAGAGGCUACAGGCUCAGUUCCAGACCCUAGUUUGCCAAUCCCACAACAACUUGAGUUUGCUUUACGAAAGAUUCAGGAACAUACUCGAACAAUCCUGGAAACUAGGGCAACCUGCAGAUCACUGGAGGAGAAAUUAAAAGAAAAGGAGAUCGCUCUGUGGAAAGCUGAACAAAAUGUUAUAUCAAGAGAAAAGGUUAUAAAUGAAUUAAGACUUCGAUUACCUGCAACAUCAGAAGAGAAAAUAAUGGCUGAAUUAAGCAAACAAGAAGAUUACUCAGAGUACCAUCAUGCCAUUAAAAUUGCUCAUCAAACCAUUGCAAAUAUGCAAGCAAGAUUAAAUCAAAAGGAGGAAGUGUUAAAAAGAUACCAACAUAUGCUUGCUAAAGCAAGAGAGGAACAAGAGGAAAUAGCAAAGAAGCAUGAGGAAGACAUAAGAGUUCUACACCAGAAGUUAGAUUUGUACACUGACAAUUCCCUUAAUAAAUUCAAAGAGACUGCUUUGGAAUUAGGGAAAAAGACUUCUAUGUCCCUAUCCAACAGCAAAUAUUUUCAUCACUUAGAGCAAACUGUAGCAGAACAGGAUAAUUCUCUUGCUUCACUUGUUGGAAAAUUAAAGAAAACAUCAUCUGAUUUGGAGAAACAAAAACAAAUUACUGUACUGAAAAUCAAUGAGUUUGAGACAAUCAGAGCCCAGCUUCAAGAAAAGCACACAGUUGAUAUGGAACAAAUAAAAGAAGAAGCAAAUGAACUGAGGAAAAUAUUAUCUCAGAAGGAGAAGGAAUUAGCAAAUGUUAAAGCUGAACUAGAAGUCCAGAAAGAAGCAAAUAAUAGAGCACCCACAGCAACAAUGAAAAACCUGGUGGAACAGCUGAAGAGCCAGUUGGCCAUAAAAGAGAACCAGCACAAAGCUUUGAGUAAAGCACUUCUAGAACUCCGAGCAGAAAUGACUGCCAAUGCUGAACAGCAAAUUAUUUCUGCUGCAUCACAAAAAGAGGCUUAUAUGAAUGUCCAGGAGAUUGUUGACAGAGAAACAAAGGGGCUUACGACACAGAUAGAGGAAUUGAAUAAUCAGAUUACAAAACUUACAGAUAACCUUAAAAUAAGUAAAAACAAGGAAACUUCGUUGACUGAUGAAAGAGAUGGGUUAAACCAAGAGCUUCAGAAAAAAGAAAAAGCCUUUGCUAAAAUAUCGAAGGAAAAAAAUGAAAUAGAAAAAGAAAAUGAAGAACUGAAGAACCGGAUUAGGAGGCUAAGCAGUAGCAUUCAGAGCAAAGCUGAUGAACACAAUCUGAUAGAUGUGCUACAGAAAAAAAUUAAAAAGUUGGAAAGUGAACUUGAGAAAAAGUGUGAAGAAACAGAAAAAAAGAGUCUAAGAGAAGAGAAGACCUCCAAGGAAGAAAUAAUUAGAUGGGAUGAGGGUAAAAAAUGGCAAAUCAAAAUGGAAGGAUUGCGGAACAAACUAAAAGAAAAGGAAAAAGAAGCAGAUGCUUUCUCCAAACAGCUGAAUACAUUGAAGGAAAUUUAUACAAAGACUGAAAAAGAGAAAAUUGCUCUACAGAAGAAACUGAAAACUACUGGUGUCACUGUUGACCGUGUUGUUGGAGUAAGAGCCACAGAAACUGAAAAAGAAGUGGAAGAACUCAGAAAACAGAAUCUAGAGUUAGAAAAUGAAGUUGCACACAUGAGAACACUGCAAGCAAUCCCACGAGACUCUGUUGUAGAAGAUUUGCACUUCAAAAAUCAGUAUCUCCAGGAAAAGCUUCAUGCAUUGCAGAGACAAUGUUCAAGAGACACAUUUUUGAGACCCUUGAGUACAUGUGACCAAACUGAACUGACCAAGUCUGUUCCUAUCACUGUCAGUAAACAAAAGUAUCUGAAUUUCCUUCGCAAGAAAUCUAUUUCAAAUAGGGAUGAAAUCAAAUAUCAGACUAAUAAUAGAGUUACUGAUGGCAGUGAAGUAGAUGAGGACACACACAUGCAAACAUGCAUCAUUCAUAAUGAAGGCCAGGAGGCUGCUGCAGAUGUAAGCAGAGAAGUGUCUCCUGAACAGCACCCUGAAGACAGUGAGCAAUACAAGGAUACAGAUAAUUCUAGGGAAGGACUGAAAACCAAAAUGAUAGCUGAAGCUGGUAAAGAGAACUGCAGUGAAAAAGAAGAAAAUAUAACCCAACCUGAAAAUGGAAAAGUUAAUGAGAAAUGUGGAGAAGAAGAGAGGAAGCAAGAAAUCUUCAAGCAAUCAAAUGUGGAUGAAGAAGAAUGUGUAGAAGAGCCUGCUACUGACAAAAUGAGCUGCAAUCAGUCUGAUUUCGGGGAACCCCCUAAUCAAGCUAAUGACUGUGAAGCAGAGAAAAGAAAUAAGAAUAAUGAAAUUAAUCAACACACUUCAGAGAAUAAACAGGAAGAUGACCAAAUCAGUACAGAAGGGGUUGAAACUACCCCAGAAUUUUGUGAAAUGCCCGAGACAUCAGGAACAGGAUCAAAUGAUCAGUAUCGAAGAGAACAAGAAGUUUUAAAGGAAAAUUUAAGAUUGUCUUCUGAAAAUAUUGAGCUAAGAUUCCAACUAGAGCAGGCCAAUAAAGAUUUGCCAAGACUAAAGAACCAAGUAGAUGACUUAAAAGAAAUGUGUGAACUUCUCAAAAAAGAGAAAUCAGAAGCUGAACGAAAGCUGGGCAGCAUUAGAGGGGCUGGUAGAAGUGGAAAGACGGUCCCAGAACUGGAAAAAACAAUUGGUUUGAUGAAAAAGGUUGUAGAGAGAGUCCAAAGAGAAAACGAAGAACUGAAAAAAACUCCAGCUAUGGCUUCUAAUGAGAAAUUACUUGGUCUCGAGCAGGAAAAUGAGAGGCUAAAGUCUGAAAUGGAAAAAAUUAAACUUGAUCUGGAGGGCCAGCUGAGUGUGCGUUAUGAAUCUAAAACCAAAGGAAUGGAAAAACUCAUUACUGAAAAUGAGAGACUGCGUAAAGAACUGAAAAAGGAAGCUGACAGUGGAGAGAAGGUACGAAUAGAGAAGAAUAACUUGGAGAUAUUAAAUGAGAAGUUAAAUGUACAGCUGGAGGAAACCAUUAAGAAGCUAAAUUUGGCUGAGACCCAACUUGAUGGAGCUGACAGCAGAAGCUGGAAGUCCAUUGUAACAAGAAUGCAGGAAACUAAGUUGAAGGAAAUGGAAAUAGAUAUUGCUAAAAAAACCCAAAGCAUUGCUAACCUUAAACGGCUGCUUCAGGAAGCAACAGAACGUGAACACAAAGCUGAUAAAAAUUUGCAAGACCUGAAAGAACAAAUGGAGCAUCUUAAACAUCUUCCUGAAGGUGCGGAGACAGAGCAAAAUAUAAUCAAGGAGCUUCAGCUUUUAAGAUUAACUAAUAAUCGUUUAGAGAAAGAAAAGGCAGAACUAGUGCACCAGAUGGAGAAUUAUAAGAACAAAAGACACACCUCUAAAAAUGAAGGUCCUGCAGCUGGACAUAAUGAAACUGCAGAGGAUAAAACUGAAAAACUAACGACAGAAUUAGAUGACCUCCGGUCACAGCUGCACGUUUCAGAGCUUGAAAAACAGCAAUUAAAGGAAGAGACAAAAGAGCUGAGAAGAGAACUAGAAACCUAUAACCCUUCCUUUUUUGAAGAACUGGAGGAUCUAAAAUAUAACUACAAGGAAGAAGUAAAAAAAAAUAUUAUCUUAGAAGAGAGAUUGAAGCAGCUUUAUGCAGAGUUUGGCAUUGAAGAUAGCCCAGGUAACAUUUCUGUAGAUUAGGGUAGUGUUCAGUAUCCUCAUCAUUGAUGCAAUAAAUAAAUUCAUCUGUGUUUAUCUUGGAAUUAUACAAGUCUGUUAAAGUUAUGUUAGUUUGCAUGCACUUAAAGAGUGCAGAAUUGGCUUAUUCAACAGGUAAAGGCCAGUAUUUAUAUACAACAGGCAAAACAGGAGUUUUAUCUCUCUCAGCUCCUGUGCAAUAAUAUAUUUUAAUUUAGAACAGUUAAUUUGGGUAAUAAGAUGUCAGGUGAAAUUGAAAUCUUGGGCUUCUGUUAAAAGUUAAUAAACCUUUAAGCUGUCAGCAUACUAAGUAUGCUAAGUCCCAGAUGAGUAAGAAUGUGUGAUUUGCUCUUGUUGUCUUGUGCAACCAUAAUGUUUAACUCUGAACUCGGGGUCAGUAUGCUUGAUGUAUGUUCUUACAUCCCUGCUUAUUUUUACCUCAAUGUUGAAAAAUGCAAGAACAAAGAACUGAAAAUGAAGCUAUAGUAUUUCACCCAAACCACUGGUAUUUUUGUACAUAGUUGAUUUUUCAUUUUGUUUAUUUUAUAUUGCUGUAUUUAUACUUUUAUAGCAGAGAUGAAAUAAAGCCAACUCAAAUGAUCA
Cinclus cinclus is the source of this 8949-nucleotide messenger RNA. RefSeq names its product centrosomal protein 290 (gene CEP290). The coding region runs from base 235 to 8349 and encodes 2704 amino acids. Gene Ontology annotation, biological process: camera-type eye development; kidney development. NCBI's taxonomy places the organism in Eukaryota, Metazoa, Chordata, Aves, Passeriformes, Cinclidae. The record is from RefSeq and is a predicted model, not a curated record. The transcript has 54 exons.